Chelonus insularis is the source of this 1382-nucleotide messenger RNA. Its product is annotated as inositol monophosphatase 2-like. The record is from RefSeq and is a predicted model, not a curated record. The transcript has 4 exons. Gene Ontology annotation, molecular function: inositol monophosphate 1-phosphatase activity. Lineage: Eukaryota; Metazoa; Arthropoda; Insecta; Hymenoptera; Braconidae. Bases 231 to 1094 code for a protein of 287 amino acids. Gene Ontology annotation, biological process: signal transduction; phosphatidylinositol phosphate biosynthetic process; inositol metabolic process.
GGAUAAAAUUCUUUAAAAUGGUGGGGGUGUGUAGCUUUUGCAUAAGUAGUGCGUUUCCGCAAACGUCAUGGCACUUGAACGUGAGAGCGAGUAGAAUCGUUUAAUAGUCAUAAAAGUGAAAUAAUUUUGAAUAAAUAUCAAAUUUGAUUCCGUUACAAGCCACUCUAAAUUCAUCUAACAACAAAGUGUAAAAAAAUAUUUACUUCAGUGAAAAAUAAAUCACAAAAACAAUGACUACUCAACAAGAAUUGGACCACUGUUAUGACUUUGUUAUGAAGUUAACAAUAGAAUCCGCAAAGAUCAUCAGGGAAGCAAUUCAAGGAAAGAAAACUAUUGAAACUAAAGCUGGUGAUUGGGAUUUGGUAACUCAGUACGAUAAAAAAGUCGAAGCGGUUUUGAUUGCUGGAUUGGCUAAAGAAUUUCCUGCUCACAAGUUUAUUGGAGAGGAAACAGUUUCCAAAACAAAUGUUCUACCAGAGCUUACAGCAACCCCAACAUGGAUAAUCGAUCCAAUUGAUGGUACUACAAAUUUUGUUCACGCAUUUCCACACACUUGCAUCUCAAUUGCCCUAGCAGUAAACCGAGAGCUUGAGAUAGGCAUUGUUUACAAUCCAGUCCUUGAACAAAUGUUUACAGCGCGACGAGGACGUGGUGCUUAUCUGAACGGAAAACGUAUUAAAAGCUCUGACGUCUCUGACUUGCGACAUUCUUUGGUAUGCAUUGAAGCAUCUUAUGCUGCAAUUGAAGACAUCAGAGACAUCCUAUUGGGUAGAAUAGAAGCAUUUGUAUCAAUUGCACAUGGAAUAAGAACUCUCGGUUCUGCAGCCUUAACCUUAUGUCAUAUAGCAAUGGGAGCUGCUGAAGUCUACCAUACCGAUAAUUUAAUGCCGUGGGAUGUAGCUGCUGGUGUUUUAAUCAUUCGUGAAGCUGGGGGAUCAGUAAUUGAUACAUCGGGUGAUAAAUUUGACAUCAUGAAGCCAAAAGUUUUAGCAAUGGGUACCAGAAAAUUAGAGUCUGAAUUAGUAAAGCUUAUUCGUGCCGCUGAUGCUAAAACCUAUCGUAAAAGAUUGAUGGCUAGCCAGAUAGUUGAAUAAAAAUUUUAAUCAACAUAAAUGGCUUUAAUAAAAAAUUAUUUGUCAUCAGCAAAUGCGAAAAGUUUGCUAAUUCUUCUGUUAUUAUACAUAUUGAAGACUCGUCAAGAUUGGAGCAGACCAACGAUUAAUUAAUGGCGUUAAUUGUUUGAAAGUCAGAGUUAAACUAGCACAAAGACUCCAAGUUAGUUCUCAGGGAGUAAGCAAUCUAUUCUGGUUUAUCUGUUAAUACUAUUAUUAUUUAUUAUUUUCAUUCUUUAAUAUUUGAUUAAAUAUUCAAUAUUGAAAUAA